GUUGUAUUUAUAAACGGACUGAGCGGUGCAAUGAGUUAUCUGUCAUUAAACGGAAAUAUCACAGUUUUCCUUUAACCUUCACAUUAAUAUUUCAAAAAAACUAGAGUUAGCUAAAUCUAAACGACUCGUGCUUGUAGAUCAGGGUGACAACACAAGCAUUUACUAAGAUUUAGUGACGGGCGUGUGUUCGCCGUAGGAUGGUGGCGGAGGGAGCUGCGGUGUUUCCCUCGUUAAACCGUCUUUACUUGAGAAAACAGUCACAGCACAGGUUGACAAUGUUACCAACAUCUGGUCGCCUGUCCAAAGUGCUGCAGCUCACCCUGGCGGUCAUCAAACCCGAUGCUGUAGCUCAUCCGCUCAUGUUACAGACUCUUCACCAAACAAUCCUGGAUAAUCACUUUGUCAUCGUUAGAUGCAAAGACCUCGUGUGGAGAAGACAGGACUCUGAGAGAUUCUAUGCUGAGCAUUCAGAGCGAUUCUUCUAUCAAAGACUUGUUGAGUUUAUGUCAAGUGGUCCCAUGCGUGCAUACAUUUUAGCCAGAGAUGAUGCCAUACAUCAAUGGAGACAACUGAUGGGACCCACUAAAGUGUUCAGGGCCAGAUACACCUCCCCGCUCUCCAUCAGGGGCCAGUUUGGCCUCACAGAUACACGUAACACAACUCAUGGCUCAGAUUCGGUGGAAUCGGCACAAAGAGAAAUCAAUUUCUUCUUCCCAGACUUCCGCGUGGAGGAGUGGAUGGAGAAAGAGGAGCCAUUGUUCAGAUUAGGCCAAAUAUAUUAUGACCAUCAGAAGCAGAUCCACACACGUUCAGCACCCACCUGACCCCAGACGACCUGUCAGAGCUGCUGGCGAAAAACAUAUUGGCACGAAUCAUGACAAACACUUUCCAGAAGGACUCAUCUGCUGUUUGUUCAUAUGUAAAUACAUUCUGCACAGGGAUGGUGAGCUUUUAUUGUUCACCUGACUCCUCACCGUGCCCACAUCUUUGUUCCAUGUUGGUGGUAUUAAAACAGAUCUGUGCUGUUUGAAUUAAUGAAA
Messenger RNA from Betta splendens (Siamese fighting fish), 1040 nucleotides. RefSeq names its product NME/NM23 nucleoside diphosphate kinase 6 (gene nme6). The coding region runs from base 198 to 824 and encodes 208 amino acids. NCBI's taxonomy places the organism in Eukaryota, Metazoa, Chordata, Actinopteri, Anabantiformes, Osphronemidae. The transcript has 6 exons. The record is from RefSeq and is a predicted model, not a curated record. Gene Ontology annotation, molecular function: nucleoside diphosphate kinase activity. Gene Ontology annotation, biological process: UTP biosynthetic process; CTP biosynthetic process; GTP biosynthetic process.